GGUCCGUCAGUAGAGAGCCGAACUCCCGAAACUUCAGCAGCAGCUGCCCAUUGCACUGCUCGAUCAAUCGCCAUCGCCUACAUCUAUCAAACCGGCCCGAAUACCCAGAGAGGCUCAUCGAAAAUGCCGCAACAAGACGAGACGAGCAAUAACCCGGCUGUAAUCGCCUACAAUGCCGUCUUGAUCCUGUUCGAUGUGCUCGUCUUCCUGGUGAAGUCGGUGUACAUCACGGUGAAGGCGAUAGUCGAGAUGGCCAUGUUACCGCCGGCCCGGGACGUAAGCGGCGACAUUGUGCUGAUUACUGGCGCCGGUCACGGUAUGGGCAAGAAUCUGGCACUACAGUAUGCCGCCCUCGGUACAACCGUCGUGUGUGUCGAUGUCAACGAAAAGACGAACUCUGAAACGGUCGCCGCCAUCAAGUCGGCCAAAGGUGGCAAAGCAUUCGGUUUCACAUGUGACGUUACCAACCGCCAGCAGGUGAUGGAUACGUGCAAAAAGAUCAAGGAGCAGGUCGGUGUCGUGAGCAUCCUGAUCAACAAUGCCGGCAUCAUGCCGACGCACUCGCUGCUGCAGCAGACCGAGACCGAAAUUCGCAAAACCUUCGACAUCAACGUGUUGGCGCACUUCUGGUUCAUUCAAUCACUGCUGCCGGAUAUGCUGAAGCAGAACCGGGGCCACAUCGUCGUGCUGUCCUCCAUUGCCGGUAUGAUCGGUUUCAAGUAUUUGGUUCCGUACUGUGGCACGAAAUUUGCCGUCCGCGGCAUUAUGGAGGCACUGUCGGAGGAGCUGCGUGCAGAUCCGACCAAGCCCAACAUCAAAUUCACCACCAUCUACCCAUACAUGGUUGACACCGGGCUGUGCAAGCGACCGUACACCCGGUUCCCGAGUCUGCUGAAGAUGGUCAAGCCGGACGAUGCGGCCGCCGCCAUUAUCGAUGCACAGCGCCGCGGACUAACCGAAGCGUCUAUCCCCAAAUACCUGCUCUAUCUGAACACCUGGUUCCGUAACCUGCCACUGCGCGUCGGCCAGGAGUUCGGUGACCUGCUGGACACCGGUCUGCAGUCGGACCUGUAGGCACGUAGCGUAGCGGCAGGGUCAGCGUGUUUCAUUCAUUACUUAAGUCACUGCGCUACUUCUCUGCAAAUUCUCUGUAUCCCCGUUUGAUGCAGAACACAAAAUAAACGUGAAAGAUGACAGUGUUGGGUAUAACACAAAUUUCA
Messenger RNA from Anopheles darlingi, 1220 nucleotides. RefSeq names its product epidermal retinol dehydrogenase 2-like. The transcript is spliced from 4 exons. Lineage: Eukaryota; Metazoa; Arthropoda; Insecta; Diptera; Culicidae. Bases 124 to 1074 code for a protein of 316 amino acids. The record is from RefSeq and is a predicted model, not a curated record. Gene Ontology annotation, molecular function: oxidoreductase activity, acting on the CH-OH group of donors, NAD or NADP as acceptor. Gene Ontology annotation, cellular component: lipid droplet.